Phoenix dactylifera (date palm) is the source of this 2431-nucleotide messenger RNA. Lineage: Eukaryota; Viridiplantae; Streptophyta; Magnoliopsida; Arecales; Arecaceae. The record is from RefSeq and is a predicted model, not a curated record.
UUAAAAAAAAUUAUCAUUUUUUUUUAAAAAUGCUUCCUUUAGUGAGUUCGCCUUAGGCCUCCAAAGGCAUUGAGCUGCCACUAGUUAUAUCGUGUGACAUAAAGCAUUAUUUUGUAUCAUUUAGAAAUUUAGGUAUGCACUAAUUGGGCCGGAUUCAACAGUUAUUAGAUAAAAUUAGCACUUAGAGAUUCAGCAAUUGAUACCGCAUCUGAUUCACCACAAUCAGGUCACGGUUGGAUUGGAUCAAGAUCUCUGAUCAUUGACAACCCUCGACGAACGCCCGCUCAUGCCAACGUCAUCCGUGCAAUGGACGCAACUUGACGCUGAAGUAUUUUGGUUCCCAUUAUAUGAUUGCUUGGGCUUCAACAAUGAGGAUGUAUUCUUUUGGAGUCGGUUCGUUGGAAAAUCUAUAGACUUUGACUGAAAGAUCCAAAGAUCCAAACUUGUAUCGUAUCAAAGCAGUUCUCCGCCCGAUCCCAAUUCGUUCACUCCGACCCACUAUCCCAACCGACUCCACCGUCUUUCCAGGCCAAUAUCUGUGAGAAUACUGCCGCUGCCACUACGAACCGGGCCAAAGCCGUCUCCCCGCACCCCGAGAUCCGCGCGCCAGGUGUCCAUGCACUUCCCCAAGUUCCAAACUCGCGCGCCAUUUGUACGCAGCCGGCACGCCAAGCACGCCGCGCACCCACUCAUCGGCACCGCCCAACGCCAAAAGGGUCGGCACCAACGAAACCGAGACCCAGAUUGGGUUCAGUCGGUCAGGACCCAGGAGUCCAAGUCCAGGCCCUGAAUCCCAAGUCAUGGCUUGGCCUGGCACGUGUGCCCCCUUCACAAACCCACCCCACGCCCUCGGCCCUGCACCUAUCCCCGCGCCUCGUCCGCAUCAAUUGCGUGCAUUACUUCGCCUACCACUCCUCCGCAUCUUAACCGCCUCCUCGCUUUCCUCCUCCUCCUCCUCAAACUCUCGCAAUUCCUCCUGCUUCUCUUUUCCUUCCGAUUCUUCUAUCUACUCUUACUACCUCUCUUUUAUCUUUUCCUCCAGAUUCUUCUGUCUACCCUUUCUUUAUCUUCUCCAACCGAAGAAACAGAGGGAGGGAAAAAAAUGCCUACCUUUUCCACUGAGCAGCAGCAGCAGCUACUCUUGUACGGAAAGAACGCUCAUCUCGAUCUCGAUGUCCCUCCAAGAAAGCUUCUCCAUCGCCCUGGCCUCGCCAUUUACGUCCCCGACGACGACCAUGAACAAGAAUCCAAGUUCGAUGAAGAAGAGAAGGAGAUAGACGGAGAGGAAGAAGGGGAGGAGGAGGAGGAAGUGGAUACUUACUCGUGCGACGAGUUCCGGAUGUACGAGUUCAAGGUGCGGCGGUGCAUGCGGGGGCGGAGCCACGAUUGGACGGACUGCCCCUUCGCGCACCCGGGAGAGAAGGCGCGGCGGAGGGACCCGCGACGGUACCACUACUCGGGCGCCAUCUGCCCGGACUUCCGGCGGUCGGGGGCGUGCCCCCGCGGGGACUUCUGCGAGUUCGCCCACGGCGUGUUCGAGUGCUGGCUCCACCCCGCUCGCUACCGCACCAUGCCCUGCAAGGACGGCCGCCGGUGCCGCCGCAAGGUCUGCUUCUUCGCCCACUGCCCCCGCCAGCUCCGCCGGCUCCCCUCCCCCUCCUCUGCCACCGCCACCACUCCCAUCCCCUCCCCUCGUUUGCCUCGCAAACCCUCCUGCUGUGCCGUUUGGCCCGCGGCCUCGUCGCCGACUUCCCCGCUGAUGGCUUUUUCGUCUCCGAUCUCGCCUCCUAUUUCCCCAUCAGGUGGAGCGUUUCCGCUCUCCAGUCAUACUGCUACUGGAAAUAAUCAGAAUAAGAAUAGUACUGGUGGCAGUAGGAGUAGUGGUAGUGGCAGCUACAAGGGGCAUGGAUGCUUGUUUUCUAGUGGGGUGUUGGGCUACGAUUCAGUACUGUACGAGAAGUUGAUGCGUUCUUUGGAGGCGAUGGAGCUUCCUGGAGAUACUGCUGCUGCUGCCUCUGGGAUCAAUGGAAAUAGCCGUCGUUCUUCUCCGAGUUAUGGCCCGAUCCAGGAGAGGGAUUUCGCGGAGCAGCAGAGCAGCGGCAACAGCGGUGGGCCCGACCUGGAAUGGGUGAACGAGCUGCUGAUGUAAUGGCUGGUGAUGAUGUGAUCGUAGCCGUUGGAUCUGUCUGUUUUAUGGUGUACAGCGGGGUGAUUUCUUAUCUGUCACACUGAGGAAGUUUUUUUUUUUUGUUUUUUUCCGACUUGGUUGUUUGUUAACGUAUGCUUACGUUUGAGAUAUUUCUGCAAGUCUGGAACGGUUGGGGAAGAAUCCGUUUUAUGUACCGUCGUCUUUCGUCCUUGCGUUCUGCUUUGAAUUUUUCUUGGAAGAGAAAUAUUAAUGGGAGCUUUGUAGUCAUUUAUAUUCAAAGCA